Molecule: messenger RNA, 1176 nt
Organism: Xenopus tropicalis (tropical clawed frog)
Lineage: Eukaryota; Metazoa; Chordata; Amphibia; Anura; Pipidae
Gene: atf1
Product: activating transcription factor 1
Biological process (GO): regulation of DNA-templated transcription; DNA-templated transcription
Cellular component (GO): nucleus
Molecular function (GO): sequence-specific DNA binding; DNA-binding transcription factor activity; DNA binding
Source: RefSeq, marked provisional
CAGUUUAUUAUGGAAGAGGCUUCCAAGAGCAGCAACAGCAGUACAGGAAGCUCGCCGAUAUCCGCAGUCUCUUCAGUGUUCCAAGCAGCUCACAUCUGUCACGUUCCUCAACAGGUUAUCCAGCCUCUGAUAUUUCAGUUGCACUAAAGCCCACCCUUGAAGACUCACUUACUUGCCAAUUUCUCAAGAUAUCACCUCUGGCGAGAAAACAUUAAACAAGAUGUCGUUACGAGGCACAACGCCAAUUAACAUUGUGAUUCCUGGGGAACAAAUUCAAGUUCAGGGUGUAAUCCAGACUGCACAGUCAUCCACCGUUAUUCACUCUCCUCAGGUUUCUGCAGCCCAGGCUUCAUCACUCUCAGAAAGCGAGGACUCUCAAGAUUCCUGUGACAGCAUUGAAACUCCUCAUAAGGGACAUGGCAUUUUGUCUCGUAGGCCAUCCUACAGGAAAAUCUUUAAUGAUCUGUCUUCGGAAGAUGCUGGGGAUAGAAAACGAAAUGAAGACAGCCCUGGUGUUUCUGCUGUUAUACCUAUGUCAUCUGGUACAACUAUAUACCAGACAAGCUCAGGACAGUAUGUUACCAUUGCUCCAAAUGGAACACUUCAGUUUGCCACUACAAGUGGAGAUGGUGUGCACAGUUUGCAGGCAUUGUCAAUGGCAAAUGCUGGUAACGCUCAGUCAGGUACUGCAAUACUACAGUAUGCCCAAACUUCAGAUGGCCAGCAGAUCCUUGUGCCUAGCAAUCAAGUGGUUGUACAGACUGCCUCAGGAGAUAUGCAAGCCUACCAGAUUCGUACCACCUCAACCACUACUUCCCUUCCACAGACUGUGGUUAUGACCUCACCGGUUGCAUUGUCCAGCCCAGCAACUAAAACAGAUGACCCACAGCUGAAGCGUGAGAUUCGGCUACUGAAAAAUAGAGAGGCAGCCAGAGAAUGCCGCAGAAAGAAGAAAGAGUAUGUUAAGUGCUUGGAAAACAGAGUUGCAGUCCUCGAAAACCAAAACAAAACCUUAAUUGAAGAGCUAAAGACUUUAAAAGAUUUGUACUGUCAUAAAACAGUUUAAGGUGGAAUUUUUGCAAGCUCGGUCCCUUUUAGAGCAAGAGUUUCUUGUUUUAUUUUCCUUUUUUUAACCAAAUUUUCUAAGAUUAAAGUGAGAGGUUAUAGAUGAAUCUU